This is a messenger RNA of Ambispora gerdemannii, 426 nucleotides long. NCBI's taxonomy places the organism in Eukaryota, Fungi, Glomeromycota, Glomeromycetes, Archaeosporales, Ambisporaceae. The record is from the annotation of a GenBank genome assembly.
AUGAUUAAAACAUUUGGAGAUAAAGAAACCGAGCAAUUAUUCCAAAAAGAGUUUGUAGCCAAGUUUCAGAAAAUAGCCAAGGUAGCCUAUCGAAAGUUAAAAAUGGUAAAUGAUGCUACUCAGUUGGAAGAUUUGAAUUUUCCUGACAUCAGUGCGGAAGAAUUAGCCCAAGAGUUAGAAUUAGAUAAAGAGAUUGUUUAUGAAAUAAUUUGUGAAAGAAAAGGAAUUGAUUUUAAAAUUGCUUCCAAAUUAAGUUCUCGUUUUCCUCAAAAAAAGGUUUUGAUUACUUUUCAAAACUGCAAACUUGGAGUAAAAGCAAUUAAAGAACUCGAAGAAGAAUCUGGUAGAAAGUUUACUUAUCAAAUGAGUGGAGGACAUGAGGGAAAUUAUACCCAUGAUAGCAAUACUGAAAUUAUAAAAGUUUGA